This is a messenger RNA of Brettanomyces bruxellensis, 1458 nucleotides long. RefSeq lists its product as uncharacterized. Lineage: Eukaryota; Fungi; Ascomycota; Pichiomycetes; Pichiales; Pichiaceae. Bases 1 to 1458 code for a protein of 485 amino acids. The transcript has a single exon. The record is from RefSeq and is a predicted model, not a curated record.
AUGGAAAGAGACAAACAUCAAAAUUUAGUUAGUGGGGAAGAAACUGCCCGUAAUGACAUAACUAAAGAUUCUAACGAGCCAAGCAUAUAUGACAUUCGACACAGGUGUGAAGUGUACCAUAUGCAACAUUUUAGAGUUCAGAUAAUCAUACUUAAACACAGGUCAAUGAUUGACUUUUUGGAUUAUCUAGAAGAUUCACUAUAUGAAUCGUACCCAUUCAUCAAUUAUCCUCAACCAGAGCUCCUAAAACUAAUUCUAACAGCUACAACAGUCACCAAAUUGAGUCUUUCAGACCCUCAAAUAUCUGCUUCAAUUGUACCGAAAGCACACUCUCGUCCUUUAAGCAAUAGAUCUACUGAUUAUUUAACAAGCUUACUGCUACUAUGUAAGAAGUUGGGAAAGAACAGAGAUCCAAAAUCUUUGGACGACGAGAUAUAUUUUUACGAAUUGGAAAAUUUAUGGAAGAUUAUGUCUUCCUUACUUCAUUUUAUUACAAAGUCCAAUUCUCUGGGUCGCAGAAGUGUUUCUGAUAAAAUUUACCGUACAAAGGAAAGACAGGGGGCAGAGGAUAAUGACCUUAAUACAACCGCUAAUCAGGAAAUACAGAAAUUGCGCCAUUUAAAUGAAGAGGAAUGGUUUUCGCGUCAAGAGCUUUUCGGGAAUUCCAAUUUUGAUAAACUUGGAAGGCCAUUUUGGGAAUAUUUUUUAUGGGGUUUCAAGUGCUGCAUCAAGGGUUCGAUUCAUAAUGAUCAGGUCUCACAAUUAACCUGGAGUACAUGGAAAAAUGCUUUAUUCAUUAUCACCGAAUACUACAAAAUUGAAUGGCAAAUUUUAUGCAAUUCAGGUGUUCGCUUUCAUGAUGCUUAUGCAGGUGAUCGUUAUAACUCAUACUUUUUAAGAAAUGUAUUUAGUUUAUGGGGAAGCAGUGCCAGCUCAUGUUUUAGUCGUCUUAUAACAAUAUCGUUUAUGCAUUCGUUAGAUUCCUUAGAUAGAAUACGACCAAUCAUGGAAAGCGACUUGAUUUUAAGGGAUACUUCAAAUUAUAUCCCAAAUAAGAAAAUCCCAAUUACUUCAGAACUUGGUCUAGAAACUAUCUAUUUUCGGGAAACCUUAAUAUCAUUAGGAUAUUUAUAUAUUUGUCUUUUUGUGCCUAAGCGAAGAGUAUCCUUACAGAAAUAUUAUUGUGAAAACUUAUCCAAGAAUCUUAUCGAUCUUUGCGAAACAGACUUUCGGAAAUUCCUUAGCAAUUGUGACCUAUCUAUACCAGAACUAAGAGAAAUGUACAAAUUUACGAUUCUUAUUAUUUUGGAAUCUUUGACUGACAUAGAUCAAAUAUUCACCAAAGACACAAAGACAAUUAUUGCGGAGGCGGAGAUAUGCCACAGAAAUAAACCUACAGAAUGGCACAUACCACUGCUGACACAUUUCAUCAGAGCCAUUGAUAUGGCUAAAAGAUGA